This is a messenger RNA of Phymastichus coffea, 1434 nucleotides long. RefSeq lists its product as uncharacterized. The coding region runs from base 345 to 1367 and encodes 340 amino acids. The transcript has 4 exons. The record is from RefSeq and is a predicted model, not a curated record. NCBI's taxonomy places the organism in Eukaryota, Metazoa, Arthropoda, Insecta, Hymenoptera, Eulophidae.
UCGAAGCGAAUGAUCAGCGACGUCCGUCGAAUUAUCGUUAAUGUUCGUGGUUGAGUGGGGAGGGGGGGGGGGGCAAGGAGGCGCCACGAAGCCGGGCUCAGGACGCUCGAGCCUGCGAGUGAUAAAUCGCCGCGGGCCAGUCUCGCGCAGCUGUUCGUCCGACGCCAGUCCUGAUUUGCACGUGGUCGAUCUACCCGUUGACGGUCGCAAAUCCUUACGGGCGCGCGCGCGCGCUUGCAGCCGAUGCCACGCGGCAAGCAGGCGCCGCGACCGACGGCUCCGAUUAGCGAUCGGUUCUGAGAGGAGAGCAAGCGUCGCGCGAGAAGCGAGACCGACGCAGCGGGAUGCCGCUGCUUGUUUCGCUGACUCUGGCGCUGCUGUUAGCCGGCGCGGUCGACGCGGACGAGUCGCCGGUAUUGCCGACCACGACACCAGCGUCCACGACCGGCGGCAACAACCAGACGAUGUCGGCGAUGCCGAUGCCCGAAGCCAAACGAGCUCCCGAGCCGCCGAUGUGGGCGCCGAGCCCGCCGGAUCUCACGCCCAUGAUGAUGCAUCAGCAGGCGCCGAUGGCUGCGCAGCCAGUAACGGCGGCGGCGGCCCCGAUCCACCACCCGAUUGUACCACAGGCAAUCUAUCCUGCGGCUGCCGCCGUCGCUCAUUCGCCGCCCCAGCAACCCGUGCCGCAGUCACAGUCGCAGCAGCAGCAGCAGCCCUUCGUGCCCGCCAACUAUUAUCUCCCCGCUGACGAGUACCCGGCUCAUCAGUACGGGGCGGCCAACGAGUACCGCAGCGAACACUACAGCAGCUAUCCGCCCUUCGAGCCACAGCAGCCCAGCUACCCGAUUCAGGCGCAGCAGCAGCAGUCGCUGCAACAACUCGACACCUCGCUCAUCCCCACGGCCAAGCAUUUCGUGCUCGUCAGCUUCAUUGGACUUCUGCUGCUCUUCGCCAUCAUUCAGAACUCCAUCGCCGCUGCCAAGCGAAAGGACGCUCUCGUCGAGGUCCUGUCCAACAGGAAGAAGCGCGACAUCGUCGCCUUAACGAGCUUGCACAGGAUGACUCCGGAGAUGGAAUUGGCGCUGAAAGAGGACGUUCGGGUGCGCUGCAUACAAAGGACCCUCUGCUACGAGAAUCGCAAGCUUCAGGAAGAUCUCGGCAUCGUCGGCAAACUGCUCGCCAAGUAUUUAACGCGUAACGUGCAAAGUUCUCUGAAAGAUUUGUCGCCAGGAUGGGGACGUCUUGUCGAGGAUGCAGCCAGCGCCGGAUUGAGAGGCGAGGAUUGCGACGUCCUCUAUAGAGAUUGCAGCUCCGCAUUUUCCGAUGAAACCGAGGAAAGCGACGUCCUCGAAGAAGACGAGGACUAGAUUGCUCGCGAUAUGCAUUUAAAUUGCGAUUGAUUUCAUGCUAUUUUUAAUAAACGUUGAAUAAUAA